This is a messenger RNA of Schistocerca gregaria, 2024 nucleotides long. Its product is annotated as deoxyribonuclease TATDN1. Gene Ontology annotation, molecular function: 3'-5'-DNA exonuclease activity. Gene Ontology annotation, cellular component: cytosol. The record is from RefSeq and is a predicted model, not a curated record. Lineage: Eukaryota; Metazoa; Arthropoda; Insecta; Orthoptera; Acrididae. Bases 596 to 1564 code for a protein of 322 amino acids. The transcript is spliced from 6 exons.
AUAUUUGUUUCUAUUUGUUAAAAAAUCUGUCCUUGUAUGGUAAAGAUUCAGCCUUUUGCGAAUACAGUUAUAGCUUUCCUGAAUCAGUAUUCGUCGAAACUAAUUACAUGGAUACUGAGGAGCGCUAUAUCUCAUCAGUGGUCAUGUAACAUAGACUUCAGUUGUGUAAGUAAGGCAAUGCCGCGAAUCCUCGGUUAUACUUGACCUGUCCUAUUUUACGAGUACACAUUCUGUAUAUAAUUUAAUCAAACGGGGCCAAAUAAAAAUCAGUCAAAAUCAGUCAAUCGACCAAUCAGUGUACUCGCUCUCCUUCGUACGCUGGUAUAGUCCACUUACGCCCGACAACAGACCCAACUGGCGAAUUUUCAGUUAAGUGGGAAGUGUUUUUCCAUAUAUAAAUUCGAUGGUGUCAAUCGAGCGCCAUCACUUUAGCUUUACGUGAAAACUCGACUUUAUGCACAUGCACCCGAGAGAUAUGGAAGUUUACUUCUUUGACAUACACCAUUUUCCCUUGGAGUUGGAAAGUAUACUAUCUUUGGUGCAGAAGCACGUAAACAUUAAACAAUAAACUUUAAACAUAAAGUUGAGAUGUGGGAUGAGAAAUAUUAGAAUAGCGUUGGAAGUAAAUAAGGUGUUGUCAACAACUGUCAGGAUGUGCACCAGCAGAAAGUUUAUCGAUAUUGGUGCGAAUCUCACGGACCCAAUGUUUAGAGGAAUUUACCAUUCAAAGCGUAAGCACGACGAUGAUUUUAACAGUGUUCUCGAGCGUGCGUGGAAUGUAGGUUUGGAUAAAAUAAUCAUUACCGGAGGAAGUUUGAGUGAAAGCAAGGAGGCUCUUCAGUUAGCGAAUUCUGAUGAAAGAUUAUUCAGCACUGUGGGUUGUCAUCCAACUCGCUGUGGAGAAUUUGAAAAAUUUGGAGACCCCAAUGAAUAUCUGAACAGUCUUCAGGAACUUGCUAUUCAAAAUAAGAGGAAAGUUGUAGCCAUUGGAGAAUGUGGCUUGGACUAUGACAGAUUAGAAUUUUGCCAGAAGGAAACUCAAUACAGAUAUUUUGAAAAACAGUUGGACAUGUGUGAAUCCAUCAAGCUGCCAUUGUUUCUUCAUUGUCGUAAUGCUGCAUCGGACAUGAUAGAGAUCCUCCAGAAACAUAGAGAUGGGCUGAUGGGUGGUGUCGUUCACUCGUUCGAUGGCACAAAAGAAGAGGCAAAGAUCUUCCUUGAUCUUGGAUACUAUAUAGGUAUAAAUGGCUGCUCACUGAAGACAGAAGACAACCUGAAGACAGUUGCUGAUAUUCCUAGUGACCGUCUCUUACUGGAAACAGACUGUCCUUGGUGUGGCGUGCGACCAUCACAUGCUGGGGCUCACUAUAUAAAAACUACAUUUCCCUCUGUUAAGAAAGAGAAGUGGCAAGCAGGAAAUAUGGUUAAAGAUAGGAAUGAACCUGCAAAUAUUGUGCAUGUUCUUGAAAUUGUAGCCGCAGUUCGGAAUGAAGAUGCUGAAGAACUGUGUGAAAAAAUUUAUGAAAACACAAACAAGUUAUUUUUCGAUCAUUUGACUGAAUAAUUGUAUUGGUUUUUGUAAGCCAGUGUAAAAGAAAAAGUAAAGGUACAACAGUGAAUUUACCUCCCCUCAGUCUUUCGUUAUUUUUGAAAGCUGUUUAAUACAGAAAGGCAUUGCCUUGCUUUCACUUUAAAACUUGAUACCAAAAUAUGUCAUACUUGAAAAAUCAAAUUGCAGAUUAUCUUAAUAACAAAUGCUAACUUGCCAACCUGAAAUUAUGUGUCAGAUACAGUGUCACUGAAUUAUGAAAAAGAGGGAGCCGUAAUCAAACCUCAUUUAAAUUAUGAUUAUUAUUAUUGUAUUAUUAAUUGUUUCUAUGAAGCAUGUGCUUCUGAGGACCUUAUGGGUAUGGUGCUACUAUUUUGAGAUUAGUGUUCAGUGUUUGAGCAAUGAAGGGAAAUUUUUCAUUGAUUGCCUGUAUUUUUAUGAAAAAAAGAAAAAUAAACUGUGUGGAAUAUGUUAA